Rhagoletis pomonella (apple maggot) is the source of this 1902-nucleotide messenger RNA. RefSeq names its product fatty acid hydroxylase domain-containing protein 2-like. The record is from RefSeq and is a predicted model, not a curated record. Gene Ontology annotation, molecular function: C-4 methylsterol oxidase activity; iron ion binding. Lineage: Eukaryota; Metazoa; Arthropoda; Insecta; Diptera; Tephritidae. Bases 409 to 1728 code for a protein of 439 amino acids. The transcript is spliced from 5 exons. Gene Ontology annotation, biological process: sterol biosynthetic process.
UCGUGUCCUUUGUUCAUAAUUCGCGACGGAUAUUUGUUGUAGCAUUUCAAAUUAUAUCGUCAUAUGUUUUAGUUAAUAAGAGCCUAAUAAAUAUAAAUAUUAAUUAAAAAAUAAAUAGUAAAGUUGAAACCGUGCUUUGCGAAAAUCAAAUACAGAAUAUGUACAAACAUCAGCUAUAAAUUAAAAUCGAAAAGAUUGCAGCGCAUAUAAUCGAUUUUUGAAUUGCGUUAAAUCCUAGAAUAAUCGAUUCGAAAAAGAAAUCUUAUCCAACUGAAUUAAAGGAUAUAAAACAUCUUUUCAGCAGCGAAAGAUAUUGAAUAUAGUGUAUCAGAGCGUAAAAUAACAAAUAGUGGAGAGAGGCUGCAUAUCUCACCCUAAAAAAAAAUACCGAAUUAAACGCAAUUAAAUAUGGCCACCGACUGCAAAACGGCCACUAUUAGCGGUACAACAACAACAACAACAAAUACAACAUCAACCACAACCCCAACCAGAACGGAUUUGAUGAAUAAUACAAAAGUUGGUACAGAAUCACUAGCCGUACACACAGCUGCAAGUGGCAGAGGCAGCAGUGCUGCUGUCGGCGUUGUGGGUAAUGGAGGGAACAACGAUUCCGGUGCAGUAUCGUCAAGUAGUGGUGAUAAACCAGAAAAACAAAUCGCACAUAUUGAUUUUGAUGCUCACGGUGAUAGUAUUGCUUUGCUUGCCGGUGAUGAUACCGACUAUUGGCCACCCCCAUCACCGCUAUCAGCCAUUGGCUACGGUCCCCCAAUGGAGCCACAAAAGCCACGUUGGUUAUCAUCGUUACACAGUGUAAUCUUUAUCAUUACCUGUGCCUUAGCGGUAUUUAUUGUAUUUCGUAACGUCUUAACUUGGCAUUUGCAAAGCUUCUGGGGUGCAUCAGGCGAUUUCUGGCAGGCGCAAUGGGAUAAAUUUAUCGAUAAAACAGGUGAUGAUCCCAUGAUGCUAUGGGUCAUCGGUAGUACCAUUUUCACAAUGAUUGUCUAUUGGUUAGUCGGUGGCAUUUAUAUUUUCAUGGAUUUGACUAACCGUCCAGCAUUCCUGCGCAAAUACAAAAUUCAGCCGGGCACUAAUGAGCCGGUCGAAACCGAACGUUUAAUGAAGGUUAUGUGGCGCGUAAUAAGCAAUCAGCUAUUUGUUGGUAUUCCAUUCGCUUUUCUCAGCUAUAAACUAAUGACAUUGCGUGGCCUCAACUCAAUACGCGAAUUGCCAACAUUCCACUGGGUUUGUGUAGAACUGACCGUGUGCAUUCUAAUGGAAGAGUUAGGCUUCUACUAUUCCCAUCGACUGUUGCAUAAUAAACAUAUUUAUAAAUUUAUACAUAAGCAACAUCACGAAUGGACAGCACCAAUAGCGGUUACGGCAAUCUAUUGCCAUCCCAUUGAGCAUAUCUUUAGCAAUUUACUGCCUCCAUUUCUGGGCGUUUUUCUAAUGAACACACACGUUGCCACGGCUUGGAUGUGGUUUGCUCUAGCCAUCCUAUCGACACUCAAUGCGCAUUCCGGUUAUCAUUUGCCCUUCUUUCCCAGUCCAGAGGCGCAUGACUUUCACCAUUUGAAAUUCAACAAUUGCUUCGGCGUGCUAGGUGUUUUGGAUCGUCUACAUGGCACUGAUAUUUUAUUCCGAGCAACUAAGUCGUACACGCGACACAUUAUGAUGUUGAGUUUCGUGCCACCGCGUGAGGCCUUCCCGGAUUCAUCAACUAAAUAAAAUUAUUUAUAAAAUUCAAGUGGGAUGCAUUUUUCAACUUGGUUUUAAUAUUUGGCAAUACUUGUAGAUUUAAGUUGCAAUCUUUAAAUUUAUGUGAUAUGAAUGUAUGUAUGUAUAAAUGUAGCUAAAUAAGGCAAUAAGAUAAAUAUUAAUAAUCUGAAAUAGUCAUUUAUA